Messenger RNA from Acanthisitta chloris (rifleman), 1084 nucleotides. It is a transcript of the gene PUS3, whose product is annotated as pseudouridylate synthase 3. Gene Ontology annotation, cellular component: nucleus; cytoplasm. NCBI's taxonomy places the organism in Eukaryota, Metazoa, Chordata, Aves, Passeriformes, Acanthisittidae. The record is from RefSeq and is a predicted model, not a curated record. Gene Ontology annotation, biological process: tRNA pseudouridine synthesis; mRNA pseudouridine synthesis. Gene Ontology annotation, molecular function: RNA binding; pseudouridine synthase activity.
AGGAGGGUGCAAGAGCUGGAAGCGGAGGUGAAGCGCCUACAGGAGAAGCUCCAGGAGGACAAGAGGAGCACUGGGAGCACAGAGGCUCCUCCAGCCCCCGGGAAGGGCAGGAAACGCCAACAACGGCCCUUUGACUUCAGCGCCUAUGGUCGCAGACACGUGGCACUGCGCAUCGCCUACCUGGGCUGGGACUACCAGGGCUUUGCCAGCCAGGAGAACACUCCCAACACCAUUGAGGAGAAGCUAUUUGAAGCCCUGAAGAAGACACGUCUGGUGGAUGACAGACAGACCUCCAACUAUCACCGCUGUGGGCGCACGGACAAGGGCGUCAGUGCCUUUGGGCAGGUGAUUUCCCUCGACCUCCGCUCGAGCCUGCCAGAGGGGAAGCAGCUCAAUGGCCAUGUGGGCGAGGGGGAGCAGGAGGAGCUGCGCUACACCCACAUCCUGAAUAGGGUGCUGCCCCCUGACAUCCGUGUGCUGGCCUGGGCCCCCGUGGAGCCUGACUUCAGCGCUCGCUUCAGCUGCCUCCGCAGGACCUACCGGUACUUCUUCCCCUGCGCCCGCCUGGACGUGGCCCUCAUGCACGCCGCGGCCCAGAGGUACGUGGGCACCCACGACUUCCGCAACCUCUGCAAGAUGGACGUGGCCAACGGGGUGGUCAACUUCCAGAGGACCAUCCUCAGCGCCGCGGACGUGGGUGGAGAGCGGAGGAGGAUCGGGCCGGGGGAUCCCUUCCGGCUGUGCCAGUUCGAGGUGACGGGACAGGCGUUCCUGUACCACCAGGUUCGCUGCAUGAUGGCCAUCCUCUUCCUUAUUGGCCAGGGCAUGGAGAGUCCUGACAUCAUCGAUGAGCUGCUGGAUGUGGAGAAGAACCCCAGGAAGCCGCAGUAUAGCAUGGCUGUGGAGUUCCCCCUUGUCCUGUACGACUGUGAGUUCCCAAACCUGCAGUGGCUCUACGACAGAGAGGUGCAGGCCUUCAACGUGACACACCUGCAGCAGCUCUGGGCCAGCCAUGCUGUCAAGACACAAGUGCUGCGGGGCAUGCUGGCAGGGCUGGACACUGCUCCUGUGGCUGCUGGCAAAG